AUGAAGGUUUUCCCCGCCCUCACCUCUGCGCUCGUCGCGCUUGGCACCGCCGGAGUCGAAGCUGAACACGUGCAGCGCUCCCUCGUCAUGGGCGGAGGCACCGUUCCAGUCGGCGCGAAGACGUACACGGUCGGCCUCCGGACAACCGCUGAGGGCGACACGUUCUGCGGCGGUGCUCUUAUCAGUCCCACCCACGUGCUCACUACCGCAACAUGCACCGCCAGCCUAGGAUCGGGACCUGCCGAGUGGGCUGCAGUGGGUACGCACUACCUCAACGGCGCGAAGGACGGCGAGCGGCUCAAAGUCGUGUCGGCCCAGAACCACACCCUGUACAAUCCGAACAACUUUGCGUACAACUUUGCCGUGUUGACGCUCGAGAAGCCCAGCAAGUUCUCCCCGGUCAAGCUCCCUGCGGCGGAUGGCUCGGACAUCGCUCCGAGCAUGUCAUCCAAGUUGAUGGGCUGGGGUGACACCAGCUACCCGAACGGCGCGCGCGCCAACGAGCUGCAGAGCGUCGAGUUGAGGGUCGUCACCAGCAACUGCACGUACACCGUGGGCCCGUCGGAAGUGUGCGCUGGUGGCGAGGAAGGCAAGGACAAGUGCGCUGGCGACACUGGUGGCCCGCUGAUCAAGGAAAACGGCAGUGGCGACGCUGACGACAUCCUCAUCGGUUUGGCGAGCUGGGGCAUGCCUUGCGGUCACAAGGACGUCGCUAGUGUGUACGCUCGCGUGUCGGCCGGUCUUGAAUGGAUCAACUCUGUCAUCAAGAAGUAA
Molecule: messenger RNA, 774 nt
Organism: Phytophthora sojae
Lineage: Eukaryota; Oomycota; Peronosporomycetes; Peronosporales; Peronosporaceae
Exons: 1
Coding region: 1-774 (257 amino acids)
Biological process (GO): proteolysis
Molecular function (GO): serine-type endopeptidase activity
Source: RefSeq, a predicted model, not a curated record